Messenger RNA from Lactuca saligna, 2236 nucleotides. Lineage: Eukaryota; Viridiplantae; Streptophyta; Magnoliopsida; Asterales; Asteraceae. The record is from the annotation of a GenBank genome assembly.
CCCAAACACCUUUUUUCUACUUGCAACUCCCAAACUAAAAACGAAAACCCCCACUAAAGCCGCCAUGUUGGAAGCACCCCUUAACACUCGGAAACCCUCACCGGAAAGAUGGUUCAAUCGAGCUUACACCAUCGUUUACACCGCCGCCAUUUUUGCACUCGUAUAUCGCCAUUGUUAUAACCUAGUCUACCAUCCUUCCUUCACCACCAUUUUCCUACUGCUAGCAGAUGUUGUGUUAGCAUUGGUAUGGGCAACAUGGCAGGCUUAUCUCCUGAAUCCGAUCCAGCGGAAGGUUUUCCCGGAGAACCUGCCAAAGGUGGUAAAAGAGAGCGAUUACCCGGGGCUUGAUGUGGUGGUUUGUACGGCAGAUCCUUUCAGGGAACCACCAGUCAGGGUGAUUAACACCGCCUUGUCUGUGAUGGCUUAUGAAUAUCCAACGGAAAAGUUGUCGGUAUAUGUGUCGGACGAUGGAGGGUCGCAGCUUACUCUGUUUGCGUUCAUGGAGGCUGCCAAGUUUGCAAAACAUUGGUUGCCAUAUUGCAGGAAGUACGAUAUAAUGGACAGGUCUCCAGAAGUUUACUUCGGAAGUGAUUCAUUUUUCUUCCCUGAAGCAUAUCAAAUCAAGGUGAUGUAUGAGACCAUGAAAGCCAAAAUUGAGAAGGUUGUUGAUACUGGAACCGUUAGUCCUAAUCUAAUCACCGAUGAACGUUGGUUGAAAGCUCUUGAUAAAUGGACACCCACAUUCACACCACAAAAUCAUCCUGCAGUCGUUGAGGUUUUAUUAGAAAGUAAUGAAGACAAAGACAUUACGGGCCAUCCAUUGCCGAAUCUUAUCUAUGUUUCACGAGAGAAAAAUAAGUCUGUGCACCAUAAUUUUAAGGGUGGAGCCCUAAACAGUGUAAUUCGUGUGUCCGCGACAUUAACAGAUGCACCGAUCUUCUUAGUCCUAGAUUGUGACAUGUACUCAAACAACCCAAAAACGGCACUUUAUACUUUAUGUCAUUACUUGGAUCCUAAAGUUGACCCAAAUCUUGCCCUCGUUCAAUUUCCUCAAUGCUUCCAUGACAUUAACAAGGUCGACACUUAUGGUGCUGAACAUUUGCCUGAGAUACGAACGAUUCCUAUGGGAAUGGAUGGUAUUUGUGGGACGAUGUUUAUAGGGAGUGGUGGCUUCUUCAAACGACAAGCCCUACUUGGAAGUCCAGCUUCCAUUGGUCCUUCUAACAUCAAAGAAGCAAAAACACAUUGUCUUGGAAAUAAAUCGAUGAAAUCUGACGAUAUAUUAGCAGUAGCACACCGUGUUGCAGGUUGUCAGUAUGAGGAAAAUACCAAAUGGGGUUUAGAGAUGGGAUUUAGGUAUGGUUCAUUGGUAGAAGACAUUUAUACGAGCUUCAGACUGCAAUGUCAAGGAUGGACGUCUGUGUUCUGUGACCCAGAAAGACCAUCGUUCCUCGGGAACUCCCCAAUGGCGCUUAGUGAUCUCCUACUCCAAUCAAAAAGAUGGUUCGUAGGAUUUCUCGAAAUGGUAACGUCUAAACACAAUCCCAUAACAUAUGGGUUUAAGUAUAUGAAUCCUAUUCAUGCCUUAUGUUAUGCACACUAUAACUUUCGACCUUUUUGGGCUAUUCCAAUCGUCAUCUAUGCGUUCUUACCCCAACUAGCUCUUAUAAACUCUUACUCAAUAUUCCCAAAGGUUUCAGACACUUGGUUUCCAUUAUAUGCGUUUCUUUUCCUUGGAGCAUAUGCAAAAAGUCUUUUUGAAUUUCUGGUGGCUGGAGGAACGUUUGUAAAAUGGAGGAAUAGUACACGAAUGUGGUUGGCUUUGGGAUGUUCGAGUUACCCAUUUUCAAUGGUCGAUUGGGUGCUCAAGUCUCUUGGUUUGUCAACGAUGGAAUUCAAUGUUACCAGCAAGGUUUUGGAUGAUGAUCUGAAGAAGCGUUACGAGGCAGGUUUGUUUGAAUUUGGGGUUGAAUCGCCAUUAUUCUUGACGAUUUCAAUAGCAGCAGUUGUCAACUUAUUAGCUUUCUUGAUGGGUGCAAUACACGUUCUUAAGAACGGUGGAUUUGAAGAAUUAUUUGCACAAUUAUUCAUAGCUGGGUUUGGAGUGAUAAAUAGUUGGCCAAUAUAUGAAGCCAUGUUGUUGAGGAGUGACAAAGGAAAGAUGCCCAUGAUGACUACGUUGAAAGCACUUGGUGUCGCUUCGGUUGUUUAUUCCGUCUCAUCUUUGGCAUUUUGA